AGGGUUUCCUUCCAGCUCCUCACACAAAUUCCAAGGAUUUCUUUUUUUUAUUUAUUUAUUUUUUUCUUGCAUUUCUUCCCCUUCCUCCCCCGUUUAAUGCAAUUUCAGAGCUUGUCUCCGCUGUCUCCGCCCGGGCUCUGUUUGACUGUUUCUCCACUUAUACUUCCAAAAAGUGCGUCUCGGCUGCCGAGAAACGGGACUUUGAUCACUGUGAUGAAUAUUUCUGCGUUUCGGCACACAUCUCGUCUUCCUGUAGUUUCAGCUGGAUCGGGAACGACAGAUUGGACACUGUUUAUCCGCGCCGCGUUGGACUAACGUUGUGUGCGAGAUUAGACGGACGACAUCGUUUUAGAAAAGUUGCAGGAUAUUUAUUUUCCUAUUGCGGUGUGUGGACUGGUCCUGGGGGGUUAGUGAGGAGGGAGUGGGUUAACGGACUCCUCACUUUGGAUUUACGCACAAGAACCUUUCACCCAAACAUUGCCACUCGACACCGCGAGCCUGUGAUUUAUCCCCCGAGUUCAGCUGUGGAUUUUAUCCGUGGUGUGAUUUGUGUUAAGUCCACUGUCGCCCCCUAAGAUUGCCGCAAAGCUGAGACUCGCACACCAUCAUGCAUCGCUUCUUGGAGAAAAUCUGCUGCAAAAUCGAGGGAAGUGGAGAGGCAGCAUGACUUGCGCUCUGGAUUGCUCUGAAUCUGCAUUCCUUUCUCAUAUAAUAUCUUAAUGCUGUUCCAUUUUGGUUUACAAAUAUGAUGAAAUGGCAGCCCCGGAAGAAGGCAUACUUCCGACAGGGUGUUGCCCUUCAGUACCUUGGUCGUCAUGCCGACGCACUGGCCGCCUUCGCCUCGGGGCUGGCGCAGGACCCCAAGAGCCUACAGCUGCUGGUGGGCAUGGUGGAAGCCGCCAUGAAGUCACCGCUACGAGAUUCUCUGGAGCCCACCUAUCAGCAGCUGCAAAAAAUGAAGCUGGACAAAAGUCCCUUUGUGGUGGUGUCGGUAAUUGGCCAGGAGCUGCUGACAGCGGGCCACCACACGGCCUCAGUAGUGGUGCUCGAAGCUGCUUUGAAGAUCGGCACAUGCAGCCUCAAGCUACGUGGCUCCGUCUUCUCGGCCCUCAGCAGCGCCCACUGGUCCCUGGGAAACACAGAGAAGAGCACCGCGCACAUGCAGCAAGACUUGGAGGUGGCCAAAACCUUAGGUGACCAAACAGGGGAAUGUCGUGCUCACGGGAAUCUGGGCUCGGCAUUCUUCUCCAAGGGGAACUACCGUGAAGCUCUGACCAACCACCGCAACCAGCUGGUUCUGGCCAUGAAGUUAAAGGACAGAGAGGCUGCUUCAAUGGCGCUGAGCAGCUUGGGCCAUGUAUAUACAGCCAUAGGGGACUAUCCAAAUGCCCUAGCCAGCCACAAGCAGUGUGUCCUUCUGGCCAAGCAGUCCAAGGAUCAGCUGUCUGAGGCCCGUGAGCUUGGAAACAUGGGGGCAGUCUACAUUGCCAUGGGAGACUUUGAAAAUGCUGUACAGUGUCAUGAGCAACAUUUAGGCAUUGCCAAGGCCCUGGAAAACAAACGAGAGGAAGCCCGGGCCUAUAGCAACCUGGGCAGUGCCUACCACUACCAUCGUAACUUCGACAAGGCCAUGUCUUAUCACACUCACGUUCUGGAGCUUGCCCAGGAGCUUGAGGAAAAGUCCAUUGAGAUGAGAGCCUACGCAGGGCUGGGCCAUGCCGCUCGCUGUAUGCAGGACUUGGAGAGGGCCAAGCAGUACCAUGAACAGCAGCUGUCCAUAGCAGAAGGGUUGAAAGACAGGGCAGCAGAGGGACGAGCCUCCUCCAAUUUGGGUAUCAUUCACCAAAUGAAGGGGGACUACGAGACUGCACUGAAACUCCACAAAACACACCUGGCUAUAGCUCAGGAGCUGAAUGACUAUGCCGCCCAGGGACGGGCUUACGGUAAUAUGGGCAAUGCCUACAAUGCUCUCGGAGCGUUUGACCAGGCCGUUCGCUACCACCGCCAGGAACUGCAGAUCUCCAUGGAGGUUAAUGACCGGGCUUCGCAGGCCUCCACCCACGGUAACCUGGCCGUGGCUUACCAAGCCCUGGGUGCGCAUGAUCGCGCUCUGCAGCAUUACCAGAACCACCUCAACAUCGCUCGGGAGCUCCGAGAUGUCCAGAGUGAGGCACGGGCUCUCGGCAAUCUAGGGAAUUUCCACUGCUCCCGAGGAGAGUUUCCUCAGGCUGUGCCCUACUAUGAACAGUACCUCCGACUGUCCCCCGAACUCCAAGACAUGGAGAGUGAAGGUAAAGUUUGUCAUAACCUGGGUUACGCCCACUACUGCUUGGGCAACUACCAGGACGCUGUGAAAUACUAUGAGCAGGACCUAGCUCUGGCCAAGGACCUGCACGACAAACUGAGUCAGGCCAAGGCGUACUGUAACCUUGGUUUGGCUUUCAAGGCCCUAGGAGACUUCACCAAGGCAGAGGAGUGCCAGAAGUACUUGCUGUCACUAGCUCAGUCCCUGAACAAUGCACAGGCUCGUUUCAGAGCUCUAGGAAACCUGGGAGACAUAUUUGUUUGUAAAAAGGAUGUGGCUGGAGCCAUUCAGUUUUAUGAGCAGCAGCUGGCCUUAGCUCAUCAGGUUAAGGAGCGAAGGAUGGAGGCCUGUGCUUAUGCCGCCCUCGGGGCCACAUACAGACUUGUGCAGAAAUAUGACAAGGCCCUUGGCUACCACACCCAGGAGCUAGAAGUGUAUCAAGAGCUCGGCGAUGUGCCAGGAGAGUGCAAAGCCCAUGGCCACCUCGCGGCUGUCUACAUGGCCCUCGGGAAGUACGCCAUGGCCUUCAAGAGCUACGAGGAGCAGCUAGAGCUGGGACGGCGGUUGAAGGAUCCCGUGGUGGAGGCGCAGGUCUAUGGAAACAUGGGCAUCACCAAAAUGAAUGUUGGAGUGAUGGAGGAGGCUAUAGGCUACCUGGAGCAGCAGCUGGCAACUUUGCAGCAGCUGAGUGGAAAUGAAGCAGUAAUGGACCGGGGCAGGGCUUAUGGAAACCUGGGAGAUUGCUACGAGGCUCUGGGAGACUUUGAGGAAGCUAUCAAGUACUACGACCAAUAUUUAUCAGUGGCACAGAGCCUAAAUCGCCUGCAGGACCAGGAAAAGGCCUAUAGAGGCUUAGGCAAUGGACACAGGGCUAUGGGAAACCUGCAGCAGUCGCUGGUGUGUUUCGAGAAGCGGCUGGUUGUGGCGCACGAGCUCGGGGAGUGUGGAGGCAAGGCUCAGGCCUACGGAGAGCUCGGUGCCCUCCACAGCCAACUGGGCAAUUACGAGCAGGCCAUCUCCUGUCUGGAGCGCCAGCUCGCCAUCGCCCGCGACACCCGGGACAGACUACUGGAGGGCGAUGCCAGCUGCGGCUUGGGUGCCGUUUACCAGGCCAUGGGAGAGUACGAGACGGCACUGCGAUGCCAUCAGAGUGACCUGGAGAUCGCAGAGGAAACUGGAAGCGCUGCACGCCAGGCCCGGGCCUACGGCAACCUAGGCCUCACCUACGAAUCGCUAGGAAACUAUGAAAGGGCAGUUGUUUUCCAGGAACAACACCUAAGUGUGGCAGCUCAGACUAAUGACUUGGCCGCCAAAACACUGGCCUACGGCAGCCUGGGGAGAACACACCAUGCACUACAAAACUACUCACAGGCAGUCAUGUACCUGCAGGAAGGCUUGCGGCUGGCAGAGCAGCUGGCUCGGCGUGAGGACGAGGCAAAGAUCCGCCAUCGUCUGGGGCUCUCGCUGUGGGCCAGUGGGAAUCUGGAGGAGGCCCAACAUCAGCUCUACCGGGCGUCUGCACUGUUCGAGACCAUCCGCCAUGAAGCCCAGCACAGCACCGACUAUAAACUCUCUCUGUUUGACCUGCAAACCUCCUGCUACCAGGCUCUCCAAAGGGUCCUUGUCAGCCUUGGCCACCACGAUGAGGCCCUGGCGGUGGCCGAGCGUGGCCGUACGCGGGCCUUCGCCGAUCUGCUGGUGGAGAGGCAGACGGGCCAGCAGGACUCGGACCCCUACACGCCCGUAACGGUUGAGCAUAUCUUGGAUACGGUCAACAGCCAGAGGGCUUUAGUGCUGUAUUUCUCUAUGGCUGCGGGCUACCUGUACAGCUGGCUGCUCGCCCCGGGAGCAGGCAUCCUAAAGUUUCACGAGGUGUACCUGGGAGAGGGCGUGUCGGACGGAGGGUCAGACUUCCAGGAUGGAGGCAGCAGUUCAGUCGUCAGCGGCUCCUCGCUAGAGCAGCACAUUGCCAGUGCCCGCGAGGCUCUGGGAGUGGAGUCUUACUACAGCAGAGGGUGUUCAAGCAGUGAGACGGAGAGCGAGGCGGGAGAUUUGUUGGACCAGCAGUUUGAGGAGCUCAACAACAAGCUUAACUCGGUGACUGAUCCAACAGGCUUCCUGCGCAUGGUGUCAAGAAAUAACCUGUUCAACAGGAGUUGUCAGAGUAUGACCAGCUUGUUCAGCAACACCAUGUCUCCUGCCAAAGACGGUAACUCUUCCCUCCCUCGUCGCUCCAGUAACCUUGGGAAACCUCCACUCCGGGCACUUUAUGAUUUGCUCAUCGCACCUAUGGAAGGGGGCCUGAUGCACUCCAGCGGGCCUGUUGGCAGGCACAGACAACUGGUGAUGGUGCUGGAAGGAGAGCUUUACCUCAUCCCCUUCGCCCUGCUAAAAGGAAGUUCCUCUAAUGAAUACCUGUAUGAGCGUUUCAGCCUCAUCGCUGUGCCCUCCAUCCAUGGCCUUGGAACCAGCGCAAAGGCUUACUCUCGCCGCCCCGGACCAGCUCCGUGUGGUGGCGUCUCAAUGGCAGCAGUGGUGGGAAACCCCAAACUUCCUUCGCCCGUGAUGGACCGCUGGCUUUGGGGGCCGAUGCCCUCCGCAGAGGAAGAGGCUCUCAUGGUUGCCGAGCUGCUGGGAUGCCCACCCCUGGCCAGCACGGCUGCCACCAAAGAGAGGGUCAUGAGUGCCCUCACGCAAGCCGAGUGCGCCCACUUCGCCACCCACAUAUCCUGGAAACUGGCAGCGCUUGUGCUCACCCCAAACCCCGAAAGUGUGCCUGGAGGGGCCAACGCCAGUGUGGGAGUAGGAACGCUGGGCAGAGGAGCCGGUGGGAGAAGAGGUAGCAGUGGUCGAGGGAGGAAGGGCUCCAUUGGAAGCGGCUGUACCAUCCCAGAGUCUCUGCACAUGCAGGAUGACAACAGUGACGUGGACAGUAUCUGUGACAGCCCACCGCUUCAGGAGUUCCUGCUUACAGCUGCAGACAUACUGGACUUGAGGUUGCCAGUAAAGCUUGUGGUCCUGGGGUCGUACCAAGAGUCCAGCAGCAAGGUGACCGCAGACGGCGUUGUCGGACUGACCAGAGCCUUCCUGGCUGCCGGGGCCCAAUGUGUCCUGGUUUCCCUGUGGCCCGUCCCUGUCGCAGCCUCCAAGGUUUUCGUCCACGCCUUCUACACUGCCCUGCUCAAUGGCACCAAGGCUAGUGCAGCACUGGCAGAUGCCAUGAAGACUGUCCAGAGCAGCAAGCAGUACUCGCACCCAUCCAACUGGGCAGGAUACAUGCUAAUUGGCAAUGAUGUGAAGCUUAACAGCCCAUCUUCUCUGAUUGGCCAAGCUUUGGCUGAGAUUCUGCAGUACCCAGAUAGAGCCCGUGACGCACUUAGAGUUUUACUUCAUCUGGUGGAGAAAUCUCUUCAGAGAAUACAGAACGGACAGCGUAAUUCCAUGUACACAUCCCAGCAGAGCGUGGAGAACAAGGUUGGGGGGGUCCCUGGCUGGCAGGCUCUGCUCACGGCUGUGGGCUUCCGGCUCGACUCUGCAGGCCCUGGUAUCCCUGCCGCCGUCUUUUUUCCUACUGCUGACCCCGGGGACAGGCUCCAGCAGUGCAGCACCACUUUACAAUCACUGUUGGGUCUACCACCGCCAGCUCUCCAGGCUUUGUGCAAACUCAUCACAGCUUCAGAGGCAGGAGAGCAGCUCAUCAAUCGGGCUGUUAAAAAUAUGGUGGCAAUGCUUCAUCAGGUGCUGGUCCAACUCCAGACAGGGGAAAAAGAACAGGAUUUCUCCCUGCUGCCCAUUCAGGUGUCCAUUAGUGUGCAGCUAUGGCGGCUGCCAGGAUGCCAUGAAUUUCUGGCUGCUCUUGGAUUUGAUCUAUGUGAAGUAGGCCAAGAAGAAGUGGUGCUGAAGACGGGCAAGAUGGCCAACCGCCGCACCUUGCACUUUGCUCUCCAGUCUCUGCUGGCGCUGUUUGACUCCACAGAACUGCCCAAGCGACUGAGCCUUGACAGCUCAUCUUCCCUUGAGUCUUUAGCCUCGGCUCAGUCUGUGUCCAACCCCUUGCCCAUGGGAUACUCCAGCCUCCCCUUCUCUCCUCAUUGUCUGGACAAUCAAGCAUCAGAUGCCAUCUCAGUCUACAGCCUCAGCUCCGUAGCCUCCUCCAUGAGCUUCGUUUCCAAGUCAGAUUGUGAUUUCCUGAGUCAUCGGCAGCGCGGUGGGGCCACGGCACACUACUCCAUCCACAAACACCCCCACGUUCCCCGUAGUCGCUCGUCUCCUCAUGGGGCCGCUGCUGCAGUGGCCGGAGCGAGGGGGGAUGAAGAGGAAUAUGAGGGCUUUUCCAUUAUCAGCAGCGAGCCACUGGGAACUAACUGUGACUCUCUGCCUUUGCCGCCGGGCCACAGCCAGCGACACCACCGUGGAGGCAGAGGGGUCGGAGGUUCGAGCACAGGGGCAGGACGAGGCUACACUGUCUCAGUAUCGUCAAGGGGCAGUGUCAGCACCCCCACAUCCCCUGUGAAAUCCUCCCUGGUGCCCAGCCCCAACUCCCCCUUCCAGAAGGUGGGUAAGGUGAGCACUUCAGAUACAGGGGAAUCUGACCAGUCUAGUACAGAGACAGAUAGCACUGUCAAGUCUCAGGAGGAAAAAACUGUCCCUCUCGAUCCUCAGGAGCUGGCGCAGAAGAUUCUGGAGGAGACUCACAGCCAUUUACGUGCCGUGGGUAGUCUCCAGCGGGUUGGGGCAGAGGGGGCAAUAGCAGGAGGGACAGCAGGUGGAACAGCAGCUCGGGGCAGCAACUUCCGCUCCUCGGAAACUAGCGCAUUCAGCCGUCCCAAUAGCAGUGCUAGUGGUCGAGCUCAGUCUUCCCCAAAACCCAAACCACCUUCCCGUUCUUCUUCCCUGCAGAAGAUAAGCUCCGGGUACAACAGUCCUGCGGUUUCCGAGUCUUCCCAAAAGGAGGGCAGCCAUCCUUCCCCCACUCUGGACAGCCACGCACAGUUCAAACUGAAGUACCCAAGCUCUCCGUACAGUGGCCACAUCUCUCGUUCCCCCAGUAAUGUGUCCCCUAGUUCUGGUCACCAGUCCCCAGCCGGAAGUGCUCCAUCCCCUGCUCUGUCCUACUCCUCUACGGGCUCUGCCUGUUCCACAUCAGCUGAUGUGCCGGACUUAGACCGGCUAAGAAGAGGGGUAAUUGAUGAAAAAGUCCAAGCUAUCCACAAUCUGAAAACCUUUUGGGCUAAUGCUGCAGCUCAACAACAGCAACAUGUGGGUCCAGUCAGAGCUGUCCACGGCUCAGCGGGACAUCCUGGCAGUAGAGAUGUACUGAGCCUUCUGAACCUUUCUCCACGCCACUGCUCCCCUAAUGAUGCCCAAGACAGCCUGGAGCUGCGGGAGCUAGGGCUGCAGUCACUGGAUAGGGGUAGCAAGAACUCUUCCAAUGGACACCACUGUUCCAACCCCAGAAAAUUGUCACCGUCACCUACCAUUUCUACAAGCAGUAGCCCUGGUGCUCGUUCUAUCCGACUACCUGCUGGCAAUGGAUACAAAUUCCUGUCACCUGGAAGAUUUUUCCCCUCCUCCAAAUGCUGAAACAUUUCAAACUGUCCUAUACUUUUGUUUAUUAUUUACUAUCCUGUGUGCUGGAGGAGUAGGGCUGUUUUUAAGAACACGUUGGUCCACCAGUCUCGACCUACAGUCGGGAGGAUUUCUUUGGUUGGUGAGCGUGCUCCUGCAGAGACACAUGAAUGCUUUAGAGACUGUCUUGUCUUCGUGCCCAUAACACUGUAAAUGGCAAUGAGAAAUACUCAACGACCUGAUACUGUGCUUGUGUGUAACUGUGUGUCAGGUAGAUGUAAAUGCCAUUCAGUAUUUUUCCCACCAACUCUUUGCUGUUUGAGAGGGCCAAGAUGCAACAGCCUUGACUGAUUUCCUCCAUUCUAUUUUUGUUUUAAAAUUAAAUUGUUAUUGUUAUUAUUGUUUAUUGAUGUUAAUAUUAUAAUUAUUAUUAUGUUUUGUAAAUUAAUUUGUGUUUCACAAUCAGUAUUAAGCAUUUUUAUAUAAUUAAAAAGUGAAGAAACCUGCACCAUGUAAAGAUGGAUAGAGUGGAAAAAAAGAUUUAAUAUUUUUUAUUGAAAUCAAAAGGGCAUUUUGCCUGAUUUCUUUGUGAACUGAGUGUCUGCUCUGAAGCAUGGAAUCUCUUGCUAUUCAGUGUUAAGUACCAUGUAUGACUUUUUAGCCCAUGAUUUUUUGAGAUUAAACCUGAAAAGAUCCACAACAACCAUCUGUCAUUUAUCAGUAAACUGUUUCAAUA
Cololabis saira (Pacific saury) is the source of this 8609-nucleotide messenger RNA. RefSeq names its product tetratricopeptide repeat protein 28-like. The transcript is spliced from 24 exons. The record is from RefSeq and is a predicted model, not a curated record. Gene Ontology annotation, molecular function: protein binding. Bases 746 to 7888 code for a protein of 2380 amino acids. NCBI's taxonomy places the organism in Eukaryota, Metazoa, Chordata, Actinopteri, Beloniformes, Belonidae.